Molecule: messenger RNA, 1398 nt
Organism: Hippocampus zosterae (dwarf seahorse)
Lineage: Eukaryota; Metazoa; Chordata; Actinopteri; Syngnathiformes; Syngnathidae
Gene: f7l
Product: coagulation factor VII, like
Exons: 8
Coding region: 11-1300 (429 amino acids)
Biological process (GO): proteolysis; blood coagulation
Cellular component (GO): extracellular region
Molecular function (GO): calcium ion binding; serine-type endopeptidase activity
Source: RefSeq, a predicted model, not a curated record
CAGAAUAAAAAUGGCGACAACAAGCAGACACACUAAGCCGCUCUUCUUUCUCGGGCUUCUCUUGGCAUCUAUCCCAGCAUGCAAUGGGCUCCCUGAAGGCAUGUUUUUGGGGAGACCCGCCGCAAGCGUUUUCCUCCAUCGAACCCGUCGAGCAAAUUACUUCUGGGAGGAGCUAAAACAAGGCAACCUGGAGCGGGAAUGUCUUGAAGAGAAAUGCUCAUAUGAGGAAGCUAAGGAAAUUUUUGCCCUGCCGCAGCAACUGGAGGUUUUCUGGAGAAUGUACACGGCCGAGGAUCACUGCCUGUCAUCUCCCUGUAAGAAUGGCGGCACUUGCACUCGCAAGGUCAACACCUUUGUCUGCCAGUGUACGUCUGGAUUCCAUGGCUCGACUUGUGACAAAGCGCGCCUGAUCUCCAACGGAUGUCGCUAUCGGAAUGGAGGAUGUGAACAUUUCUGCAAAGAGUUUCCCAACCGGACGCAUACUUGUUUCUGCGCGACGGGAUACCGUUUGGAUCAGGACAACAGUACCUGUAGUCCCCAAGUCCCCGUCCCAUGUGGACGACCACUGGUCCACUUUGGCCCGAGAGUCGUCAACGGAGAGAUUUGUCCCAAAGGACAUUGUCCCUGGCAGGCUCUCUUGACUGAGAAUCACCAACAAAUCUGCGGUGGCAUCGUUCUAUCCGAUCAGUGGAUACUGACAGCUGCUCACUGCGUGUGGAAGAAACAAAACAGCAUCUUACAUGUCGUCGUGGGCGAGCAUGACCUUGAGACGGAUGAAAAGACGGAACAGAAGCGCAGAGUGUCAAAAGUCCUGAUCCACCGUGGUUAUAACCACUCGAGCUAUGACAGCGACCUGGCCAUGCUGAAGCUCCACCGUCCCAUCAAACUGGGACUCUACGUCGUCCCCAUUUGUCUUCCGGCUAAGAACAGCUCGUUCAUCCGCACGCUGGCGGCCAUCCGACACAACACAGUGUCAGGGUGGGGUCGUCUGUCGCUGCACGGUUCCACGGCAAGAUUGCUCCAGCGCCUGGCACUACCACGGGUCCCGCUGCAGGAGUGUCGCCUGCAUACCAAACUCAACAUCACCCGAAACAUGCUCUGUGCCGGCCUACAAAGGGGAGGCCAGGAUGCAUGCAAGGGUGACAGCGGUGGCCCUCUGGUGACUCGCUACAAGAAAACUUGGUUUUUGAGCGGUGUGGUGAGCUGGGGCAACGGCUGCGCUGACAACAACAUGUACGGCAUUUACACCAAAGUCAGCAACUUCCUCGACUGGAUCCAACAUCAAAUGACCAGAUGGUAAAGCAAGAAGACUGGAAUUUGCCAACUGACAACUUGAUAAUUGCUUUCCACUGGUGACUUUUGUUUCAAUAAACCAAAUAAACAAACAUCUUUUCUCUG